Molecule: messenger RNA, 2185 nt
Organism: Podospora pseudocomata
Lineage: Eukaryota; Fungi; Ascomycota; Sordariomycetes; Sordariales; Podosporaceae
Exons: 3
Coding region: 464-2185 (573 amino acids)
Biological process (GO): protein folding
Cellular component (GO): endoplasmic reticulum membrane; endoplasmic reticulum
Molecular function (GO): calcium ion binding
Source: RefSeq, a predicted model, not a curated record
GGAACUUGAAAAAUAAACAAAAAUAUUCAAUUUGACACUAUUCACUGCCUAUCGCAAGAGCAUAAUGAUCAGAUGGGAGCAUGUUUAGGAGCAGUUCUCGUGGAAAUCUGGCCAAUCGAAUAUUCCAAGAUCUUCCACCAUGCAGCGCUAGGGCCACCCCCACCCGGCUAAGCCAGCCUUCUGUCCCCGCAAGUUGGUGUGCCCGUAUUACAGGCGCCCCAAGCUCUAAGCUCAGGUGUUAGCUCUGUUAAAGACACGUUGUCGAAUUUCAUCCGCCGAAGCUUCAAAUUCACAACGUUGGCUUUCCACAACCCAUCGACAAGCUUCUUCUUUUUUUCCUUGAGCUCUGGGAGUGAUAUCCAUUGCCCGAAACCAACCAUCGUGUCCAUCUCCGCCGUUGAGGACAUCUUUCGUUGUCUUUAUCUCUACCCAUAGCUGCUUGGAACAGCAGUCUACCUUCACAAUGAAGUUCAACGUUGCUGCCGCUGCUGCCAGCGCAGCCAUCCUGGCCGGUGGUGUCUACGCCGACGACCAGAAGGUGCUCAAGGAGGAAAGCUCCAGCACUGCCGCCGAGGCCUCGACCAAGUCGGUCCCCCCUCUGCCAACCUUUACUCCUACCAAGCUCAAGGCCCCAUUCCUCGAGCAGUUCACCGACGACUGGGAGCAAAGGUGGAAGCCUUCCCACGCCAAGAAGGAUACCAAGGGCUCUGAGGAAGAAUGGGCCUACAUCGGCGAGUGGUCCGUCGAGGAGCCCACCGUCUACAAGGGCAUGGAGGGUGACAAGGGUCUUGUUGUCAAGAACGCUGCUGCCCACCACGCCAUCUCGGCGAAAUUCCCCAAGAAGAUCGACCCCAAGGGCAAGACCCUCGUCGUUCAGUAUGAGGUUAAGCUUCAAGACGGCCUCGAAUGCGGCGGUGCUUAUAUGAAGCUCCUCCGGGAUAACAAGGCUCUCCACCAGGAUGAGUUCUCCAACGCGACCCCAUACGUGAUCAUGUUCGGUCCCGACAAGUGCGGCCACACCAACAAGGUGCACUUCAUUUUCAAUCACAAGAACCCCAAGACUGGGGAGUACGAGGAGAAGCAUCUCUCUUCCGCGCCCUCGGCCAAGAUUGUCAAGACUACUGAGCUCUACACCCUCACAGUCCACCCCAACAACACCUACUCCAUUGGCAUCAAUGGCGAGCAGGUCAAGGAGGGCAGCCUCCUCGAGGACUUUACUCCUUCGGUCAACCCUCCCAAGGAGAUUGACGACCCCAAGGACAAGAAGCCCGAGGACUGGGUUGAUGAGGCCCGUAUUCAGGACCCCGAUGCCAAGAAGCCCGAUGACUGGGAUGAGGAUGCCCCGUACGAGAUUGUCGAUGAGGAUGCCACUCAGCCUGCUGACUGGCUCGUCGAUGAGCCCCUCACCAUCCCCGACCCCGAGGCCCAGAAGCCCGAGGAUUGGGAUGAUGAGGAGGAUGGUGACUGGAUCGCCCCCACUGUUCCCAACCCCAAGUGCGCUGAUGUUUCUGGCUGUGGCCCCUGGACCAAGCCCAUGAUUAAGAACCCCGACUACAAGGGCAAGUGGUCUGCUCCUUACAUUGACAACCCUGCCUACAAGGGCGUCUGGGCUCCCCGCAAGAUCAAGAACCCCGACUACUUCGAGGACAAGACUCCCGCCAACUUUGAGCCCAUUGGUGCCAUCGGCUACGAGAUCUGGACCAUGCAGAAGGAUAUCCUUUUCGAUAACAUCUACAUUGGUCACUCCGUUGAGGAUGCCCGCAAGCUCGCCGAGGAGACUUUCUUCAAGAAGCACCCCGUUGAGGAGGCCCUUGAGGAGGCCGAGAGACCCAAGGAGGAGGACAAGCCCGCUUCACCCAACGACCUCAAGUUCUUGGAUGACCCCAAAACCUACAUCACUGAGAAGCUUGACUUGUUCUUGACCAUCGCCCAGCGCGACCCCAUUGAGGCCAUCAAGUUCGUUCCCGAGAUUGCUGGCGGCAUUGCCGCUGUCCUCCUCACCGUCCUCGGCCUCAUCUUCGGCAUUGUCGGCGUUGCUACCAACCCCGCCCCUGUCAAGAAGGCUGCCGCUGAGGUCAAGGAGAAGGCCAAGGAGGCCAAGGACAAGGUCGCUGAGGCUGCCGCCACUGGCGCCGAGACGGCUAAGGCUGAGGUCACCAAGCGCACCAACACGCGGAAGGCGUAA